AUGGGGAAGUCUGGGUUCAUGAAGAACUAUCGAGUCUAUAUACUCACCAGCGUCGCCUAUCUGGGCUCCCUGCUCUUCGGAUAUGACACGGGUGUUAUGGGCUCAGUCCUUGCCAUGGACAGCUUCAAAAAAGACUUCGGCCUCCCAAUAUCAAAGGGCGGAUUUUCAUCCGACAAGAAUGCCCAAGUAUCCUCGAAUGUGGUCAGUCUCUUGACCGCCGGAUGUUUCUUCGGAUCCAUCUUCGCCGCCUUCCUCAACGAGCGCAUCGGUCGUCGCUAUUCACUGAUGAUCUUCGCCCUGGUCUUCCUGGUUGGCGCUGCGAUUCAAGUGGGCGCUCACCAUGCCAUUGGACAAAUCUAUGGCGGCCGUGUCAUCGCCGGUCUGGGAAUUGGCGGCAUGUCCAGUAUCACUCCUGUUUUUGUUAGCGAGAACUGUCCCCCGGCACAUAGAGGCCGGAUUGCGGGUCUGUUCCAAGAGUUUUUGGUUAUUGGAAGCACUUUCGCUUACUGGCUGGACUACGGCGUUUCUCUCCGCAUUCCCGAGGGCACGACCCAAUGGCGUAUUCCCGUGGCUAUUCAACUUAUUCCCGGUGGUUUGAUGCUUAUCGGUCUCUUUUUCCUCAAGGAGUCUCCUCGUUGGCUGAUGAAGCAGGGCCGCCGUGACGAAGCCCUAAAGUCACUUGCCUAUAUCCGCAACGAGCCGGAGGAUAACGAGGAAGUGCAGAGGGAGAUUGCUGAGAUUUAUGCUGCCAUCGAAGAAGAAACUGCCCUCACCGAGGGCGUAACGUGGAAGGAGUGUCUGCAGAAGAGCAACCGCUACCGCUUCUUCCUUGCUUUCGUCAUCAUGUUCUGGCAGCAGUUCUCCGGAACGAACAGUAUUGGAUAUUAUGCGCCUCAGAUCUUCGAAUCCGUUGGCAUUAGCUCGACCCACUCGUCGCUGUUUGCUACCGGUGUCUAUGGCACCGUGAAGGUUGUCGCCACAGCGAUCUUCUUGCUCAUUGGUAUCGACCGCUGGGGUCGCAAGUGGAGUAUGGUUGGUGGUGCUGCUUGGAUGGCUAGCAUGAUGUUUAUCAUCGGCGCCGUCUUGGCUACCCACCCUCCGAACCCGAAUUCUACCACUGUCUCUCCAGCCUCCACUGCCAUGGUGGCUAUGAUUUAUCUCUACGUGAUCGGAUACUCUUUCUCAUGGGGCCCGACCCCUUGGGUGUAUCUAGGCGAGAUCUUCCCGACCCGCUUGCGAGCAUACGGUGUUGGCCUCGGAGCAGCCACUCAGUGGCUCUUCAACUUUGUUAUUACCGAAAUUACUCCCCGCGCUAUCAACAGUAUCGGGUGGAGGACCUUCCUCAUGUUUGCUAUUUUCUGUACGGCCAUGGGAAUCUUCGUCGCUAUCUUCGUGAAGGAGACCAAAGGUAGGACAUUGGAAGACAUGGAUCUUAUCUUUGGUGCUAUCGAUGAGGAGCAGCGAAAGGCCGAUGUGGAACACACUCUGCACAAGAAUGAUAUCGCCCAUGCUGAGCAUGUGGAGGAGGGAGCCGACCGCAAAUAA
Penicillium cinerascens is the source of this 1545-nucleotide messenger RNA. Its product is annotated as sugar porter family MFS transporter. The transcript is spliced from 2 exons. Gene Ontology annotation, molecular function: carbohydrate:proton symporter activity. Bases 1 to 1545 code for a protein of 514 amino acids. Gene Ontology annotation, cellular component: membrane. The record is from RefSeq and is a predicted model, not a curated record. Lineage: Eukaryota; Fungi; Ascomycota; Eurotiomycetes; Eurotiales; Aspergillaceae. Gene Ontology annotation, biological process: transmembrane transport; carbohydrate transport.